Molecule: messenger RNA, 1248 nt
Organism: Laetiporus sulphureus 93-53
Lineage: Eukaryota; Fungi; Basidiomycota; Agaricomycetes; Polyporales; Laetiporaceae
Exons: 3
Coding region: 1-1248 (415 amino acids)
Source: RefSeq, a predicted model, not a curated record
AUGUCGUUCCCAGCAAUCCUACGCAGCUCGGGUGUGGGAGACCGAUUUGCGCAUCUUCGUGUAGCUGCUCAGAAGGAAGCCGUCGCUGCCGCCCCUGUCGUGCCCAAGAAGAACAAGCGGGACGAAAAGGAGGGUAAGCGAUGGGUCAGGCGUAGGGAGAAUGCCCGUUUCGCCGGCAACGCACACAUCGUGCCGCCGUCGAAGCGAGACUAUGCGGUCCCCCUUCCCUAUACACAACCCACCUUCCCCCAGCCUCUGCCGAAGUACCUCUCGCGCAAUAACGCCAUUCCGCCGGUGGUGCCCCCUGCCUAUGAGCCCAGCUCUGCCAAUGCGGGCCGCUUCUCCAUGAGCCUCAAGGGCAUGCGCCGCGUGCUGCGCAAGUCCGGGCCGCGGACGGAGCUGCUCGUCAAGGAGGUCGAGGAUGAAAUACUGCUUUGGCUGGAGAGCGGCGGGGUCAUGUUGUCGCCUGAUGCAGCUGCCGAAAUGUCGAUCCCUGGAUCGCCGAUGGGGAGCUCGGACCUCAUCAAGGAGGUCCUACGGACGCCCUUGCAGCUGGUUUGGUCGAUUGCCGACGAUGGCUUCGUACGGUACGUCGUACACUGCUGUGCGCGCUACCAUGAGGUUGUCAGCUUCAGCAAAGACACAUCAGGUCAACGUCUCACCUACCUCUUGCGCCCAAACAUCACGCGUCCCAAUCCCCACGCAUCCGCGGCCCUUGAAACCCCUCCAAUGACAGACCUAGAAUCGGCAGCCUCUGUGUUUGAGUUUGGCAGCGACUCUGACCUCCUCUCCGAGAGCGACUUCCAUUCGGAUACGGGCAUCGACUCCGACGUUGACGGCGACACUGGCUCGCGUCCCAAUCCUCACCUCGCCCCCAUCGCAGAGGCCUCUGUGCCUCCGUCCCAGCAUGUUUCGCCCAUGCCAUUAUCACAAUCGCUGAUGACCGAUGACGGGUGGUUCGCCGUCGACGGCGGGUACGCGGACGCAGAGGACAGUGAGAUGGAGCAAGGCCUCUCGGAUGGAGUGCAUUCGCUCACACUGCAAGACGCCGACAGUACACCUCAAGUGGUGCCGCAGAUGCGCCAUGCAGCAUUCCGUUCCCGCAUAUGGGAGCGACAGCGGCGCUCUGCUUCGUCACCCUCGCGCUCGCCCGCCAGGAGACAGCCUCAGAGAGUCUAUCGCGUUGAACCCCCGCGUGUCCAGCAGAUUUCGCCUCGACGCUCGUUUCAUGACUAUUUGUUUGGUUGA